Ooceraea biroi (clonal raider ant) is the source of this 2556-nucleotide messenger RNA. RefSeq lists its product as uncharacterized. Gene Ontology annotation, biological process: DNA replication. NCBI's taxonomy places the organism in Eukaryota, Metazoa, Arthropoda, Insecta, Hymenoptera, Formicidae. The record is from RefSeq and is a predicted model, not a curated record. Gene Ontology annotation, molecular function: nucleotide binding; DNA-directed DNA polymerase activity; DNA binding.
AUGAACACCGUGUUCAACAGUGUGUUCACGUCGGGUGAGAAGACCGCUAAUAAAAGCAUCAACACGAAAAAUCGUGGCCUCUUCGCUACGUCUGAUCUGCAAGAAUGGUACGAGCAGCACGUGAUCGAGCCCACCUUGGCAAUCCUCGAAGAGUUCCAGGAGCGCGAUAGCGGAUGGGCGUUGUCGCGUAUAUUGAACCUGAUCAUCAACGUGAACAAGUACAAUCCCUUGCACGCGGGAUGUUACAUCAAGUUAUCGGAGGAGAUAAAGUCGAAGAAAGCAGUGGUGAACGUGCGAACGAUGGACAAUGCGUGCUUCGCGUGGUCGGUGGUCGCCGCUCUUUAUCCUGCGGAAAGGCACACAGAACGCGAAUCUUCGUACCCGCACUACACGACGGUGCUGAAUCUCCAGGGCAUAGAGUUUCCCGUAACGCUGAAGAACAUUGUGAAGUUCGAACGUCUGAACAUCUCCAUAAACGUGUAUACCAUCCAGGAGAAGAAGAAAGAAGAGGAACAACUCACGAUCGUACCAAUACGACUCACCGAUGAGAAGAUGGAUAAGCACGCGAAUUUGCUGUAUGUGCAAGAUGCGCAGGACAACAACGUGGGACAUUUCGCGUGCAUCAAGAAUCUAUCCCGCUUAGUGAGUUGCCAGAUAAAUAAGAAGAAUGGGCAAAUAUACAUUUGUGAUCGAUGUCUACACUACUUCUACACUAAUGAGAGAUUGGAGGCCCAUUCCGUGGAUUGCAGCAAGAUGAAAGAAUGCGCCAUCGUCUUACCUAACGAAGAGGACAAGUGGCUAAGUUUCACCAACUACAAUAGGAAGGAGCGAAUGCCGUUCGUCGUGUACGCCGAUCUGGAAUGCAUCCUGCAGAAGACGGAGGAGGAGGACGACCCGAAGCUGUACCAGCGUCACCGGGUAUUCAGCAUCGGGUAUUAUGUGCGGUGCUCCUACGACGACUCGCUAUCCGAGUACCGAUCCCGUCGCGAUACCGAUUGUAUAUCGUGGUUUGUCGAAGAAGUAAGAAGUUUAGCGUAUCGCGUAAAAGCGAUUUUGUCGAGAAAUGUCCCCAUAGUAGAAUUAACUCGAGACGAGCGCGAAAAAUUCGAUAGCGCGACGCAGUGUCAUAUCUGCGAGAAACCGUUCGCGCCGGACAACACGCGGGUUCGUGAUCAUUGCCACCUGACUGGUCGAUACAGAGGUCCCGCGCACGCGAAUUGUAACCUAAAUUACAGAGAUUCGCGUACUAUUCCGAUAGUGUUCCAUAAUAUAUCCAGCUACGACGCGCAUUUCAUUAUCAAAGAACUGGCCAGCAAUUUUAAGGGCAAUGUCAAUGUAUUGCUGAUUAAUAAAGAAAAGUACAUUUCGUUCACGAAACACGUUUACGGGUUUGAAGACGAUAAGACAACAUGGCGAAACCACAUGCAAUUGCGGUUCAUCGAUUCAUUUAAAUUCUUAAGCAGCAGUCUCGAUAAAUUGUCAUCUUAUUUAAAUAACGAUAAACUCCGAAUCGUACGAUCCGAAUUUGCAAAAUUGUUGGCUGACGACUUUGAUUUACUUACGCGAAAGGGCGUGUUCCCUUACGAGUACGUGGAUUGCGCCAAAAAAUUAGAGGAUACUCGCCUACCACCGCGCGAAUCGUUCUAUAGUUCUUUGACCGGUGAUACGGUAUCCGAGAGCGAUUACGCGCACGCCGAGAACAUCUGGCAGCGGUUCGCCAUUCGAACGCUCGGCGAGUACAGCGAUUUGUACUUGAAAACGGAUGUCUUGUUGUUGACCAACGUAUUCGAAAAUUUCCGCGAUAGCUGCAUCAACAGUUACGGUCUGGAUCCCGCAUAUUAUUAUACUCUGCCCGGUUUUACGUGGAACGCGAUGCUCAAGCAUACGCGUAUAAAUUUCGAACUUCUUACCGAUAUCGAUAUGGUCAUGUACAUAGAACGCGGUAUACGCGGCGGCCUGAGCCAAUGUUCAAACAGGUACGCGCAAGCCAACAACAAGUACAUGCAGUCGUACGACCCAUCGAAACCUUCGUCGUAUCUCAUGUAUUACGACGUUAAUAACUUGUACGGUUGGGCAAUGUGUCAACCACUGCCCUAUUCUGAAUUUCGAUGGGUCGAUGACACUUCCAAUUUCGACGUGAACGUGAUCGCUCCUGAUUCAUCAAAGGGAUACAUUCUCGAAGUCGAUCUCGAGUAUCCGCAACAACUGCACGACGCGCACGUCGACCUUCCGUUCUGCCCGACGCGCGAUAAGCCGCCGGGUAAACGGCAGGAUAAGCUGCUCGCAAUUGUGUACGAUAAGAAGCGGUACGUCAUUCAUUAUCGCAACCUGCAGCAGUGUACGCGUCACGGUCUUCGCGUCACAAAAAUACACCGCGUAUUAGAAUUCGCGCAAUCUCCAUGGCUCCGCGAUUAUAUCGAACUAAAUACGCGAUUUAGAACGACAGCGAAAAAUGAUUUUGAGAAAAAUUUGUACAAACUAAUGAACAACGCGGUAUUCGGUAAAACCAUGGAGAACGUGCGCAAUCACGUGGAUGUUAAACUGUUAACGAAAUGA